UGAAACCCAUUCUCACCACAAGGUGCCCUCCGCCCUCCGUCCUCCGCUGGCUGGCAGCCGCAGCACUGCAAAACUGGUCGGGUGACUGGUUCCUGGCCGCUGCUGUCUCUCUCGAUGUCGAAUAAGUCUAACAAGACGCUGUCGGCCAGGCUGGCUGAGUUGACCUCCUCAGCGCCAUGUACCACCUUCAAUCCUGAUGCACCUGACUUCGACGACGGAACCGGCGCAGGUCUUCAAAGGUACGACGAUGACGAUAACUAUGACAAGGGAGGCGAGUCGAAGAUGAACCAACACCGGCCUUCCGCGGAUCUUCGCGUGGCGGCCGACAUGGAGAGCAUCGGGCAAGAGUACCACGGCAAGCGGGUGUCCAGGAAGAGCCUCGAAGCAACAGCAGUAGGAGACGCACACGAUCCAGACCAGGCUUCGGAGGGCGACGGUAGCUCUGACGACGACGACAACGACGAUGGCGACAUGAGUGAGAGUGGGGAGGGAACAGCGGCAUCGUCUUCAAGAAAGAUGGCGCCAUCAUUUAACCUUGACGAUGUUAGCUCCUCUGAGGAGGGUGAGGAAGACGAGGACGACGAAGAUGGUGAGAAAACGGCGUCGUCAACGUCGAAACACGGAAGCGGGCAGGGAGCAGGGAAGCGCGUCCACUGGGGUGGGCAGUUGGAUGAAGAUGACGGAGGGGGGGGGGCGCUGACGGGGGGANGAGCAGGGAAGCGCGUCCACUGGGGUGGGCAGUUGGAUGAAGAUGACGGAGGGGGGGGGGGCGCUGACGGGGGCAAGCGUCAAAGACAGCAGCAGGCGAGCGUGUUUGCCGGUGUGAGGGGAGGGGACGUGGACACGGGUGCCUCCGUGGAGGAGCAGAUGAAGCAGCUUGAUGAGCAAGAUGAGAAGGCCAGGACGGACGGCGGGGGUGUUGCGGGGCAGGGAGAGCUUCGGCGAGCCAGGGAGGCACUCAGGCAGCGGGAGUGGUGGGAUAGCUUGCUCGAAGUCCGAAUCUUACUGCAGCGCCUCAUGAACGCAGCCAACAAGUUGCCAGGACCGAACGAGCUCCCUCUCUUCUUGGAGGGUGACGAGGAGCUGACAGCUCUCGCCGAGGAAAGCGCAGGCGCCGCGCAAGGAUUGGCCACCCAGUUGUCAGCAGUACGGCGAUCGCACAUGUCGUGCUGGGGAAUCGCCAACAGCAAAAGCGGCGACAGCGGCGGCGGUAGUGGCGAUGACGGCACGGCAGCGAUGGUCACCGAUGACGACGAUGAGCAGAAAGUAGGCAACGAUCACGGCAAGGACAAAGGCGAGGGCCCGACCACCACCUCCGAGGGUAAUGCCGAGGGCGAGGAGGCAGUGGCGGCGACGGAGCACAGGAGUUGCAUGGGGUGGUGGAGCGGCGUGCUAGGGCGAUGGCACGAGAGGACGCAGCUCGUCGACCCUGGCCUGCAGAAGAAGUUUAAGGUGGUGAACCAGGGGCCGUGGGCGCAGAUCACCGCGAGCUUGGCCGACAGAGAACGGGCGAACCGGAGGUCCUUCAUGACGGAGUCGGAGACAUCGGAGUUUCUUGGACGAAAACUCGCCAAGCAUCUCGACGCGGCCAAAGGCGACGGCGACGCUGGCUCGGCGGCGGCGGCAGCGGCGGGGGGGAGUGACGAUGAGGGCGACGAAGACGUAGUCGGGCGUGUAAGACGAAAAGAUGGAGCCGAGCCCCUCGACCUGGAGGUUCUUGAUGACCGCAACCUGUACCAGCACCUACUCAAGGAGUUUAUGGACGCCAGCGGGACCGCCGGCAGCGGUUACUCCGCGGUUCCCAUCCGACGGAAAUCGCGAAAGAAGAGCGUGGACCGGAAAGCGUCCAAAGGGCGCAAGAUCAAGUACGUCACGCACCCUAAGAUGCAGAACUUCAUGUUCCCGCAGGAGUAUGAGACACCCCCGAUGGAACCUUCGGAGCUGUUCGCUUCCCUGUUUGGCGGGGCUGGCAGAACUCAAUAGCCAAUACAACCUACAAGUAGUUCGUUCCGUACCUGAGUUUUUGGCAUGGCGUUGAUCCAAGCUCCAGCGUGUCAUUUCCAUGAGGACAGGGUGCGGGGUAUGACGUUGUAGCGAACAGUAUAUAGGGAGGGGUGUGCCCAGAACAAUCGAUGUUGAUCGCCUUUGCAUCUUGGGGAUUGUUUGCCUCCAGGUUACAUUAUUUGUCGAUUGCUUGAUUUUUGUCCCGUGAUGCAUUUCUCCACCUUUAGUCUCAAGUUCGAACGGAUUCACCCGCUUCAACUAGUAGUAGUGUCAGGGGGGAUGGCACCCUAGUGUAAAGUGUGAAUGGGUUGGGUGAUCCUUGCAGCCAAUCGUGUCGCGACGAUCGGCGGGACGCCGCGAAAGGUUCUGGUUUGAUGACGUGACAAGACGAUGUUCUGUACACCGUGUCCACGCCCUUCUCCUGUUGUUGCCAAGCGUGAAGUAAGUAAAUACCGUCGAACUGG
This is a messenger RNA of Ectocarpus sp. CCAP 1310/34, 2468 nucleotides long. The record is from the annotation of a GenBank genome assembly. Lineage: Eukaryota; Phaeophyceae; Ectocarpales; Ectocarpaceae.